Molecule: messenger RNA, 2133 nt
Organism: Salvia miltiorrhiza (redroot sage)
Lineage: Eukaryota; Viridiplantae; Streptophyta; Magnoliopsida; Lamiales; Lamiaceae
Product: membrane metalloprotease ARASP, chloroplastic-like
Exons: 1
Coding region: 210-1574 (454 amino acids)
Biological process (GO): proteolysis
Cellular component (GO): membrane
Molecular function (GO): protein binding; metalloendopeptidase activity
Source: RefSeq, a predicted model, not a curated record
AAAAACAAAAAUAAAAUAAUAAAACAUCAUUGACUGAAGAACUUGUGGAAAUGGAUGAUUCUCUUCACCUCCACAAACUCAUAAAUUCAAAUUAUCCAUUCAAAAUCUACUUAGCUCUCACCUCACACCAACAACAACAAAACUCAAUGCCACCUCCAUUAAACUUAACUCACUCUUCUUACCAAUAAUCCUCUCCACAAUCAUUCACAAUGAUUGCAACCCUCUCUUCAUCUCCUCACCCACUGCCCAGAUUCAGCACUUCAAGAACACCCAUCUCCGAUUUCUCCCCCAAUUCCAAAACCCAUUUAUCUUCUUCACCAUGUUCGAUAAUUUGCAGAGGAAGUCCGUUUCUCUCUUCACCAUGUUCGAUAAUUUGCAGAGGAAGUCCGUUUCUCUUCAGGAGCAGAGGAUUGAGGCAUAAUACGAGGAAAAAGUUUCAAACUUGCGCGAUUGGCGGGCUCGAUCUAGCUGGGUUCGAGAGCGCUCAAUCAGUAAUUGAAGCAGCCGCGGUUUUGACUGCGAUCAUCGUAGUUCACGAGAGCGGCCAUUUCUUCGCGGCCUAUCUUCAGGGGAUUCAUGUGAGUAAAUUCGCUGUUGGAUUCGGUCCAAUUUUAGCUAGAUUCAAUUCGAAAAACGUUGAGUAUUCGAUUAGGGCUUUUCCCCUUGGUGGAUUUGUCGCGUUUCCUGAUAAUGAUCCCGAUAGCGAAAUCCCUAAUGAUGAUGUGAAUUUGCUGAAAAAUAGGCCGAUUUUCGAUAGGGUUGUUGUGAUUUCUGCUGGUGUGAUUGCCAACAUUGUGUUUGCUUAUGUUAUCAUCUUUGCACAAGUACUGUUUGUUGGAUUGCCUGUUCAAGAAUCGUUCCCCGGCGUGCUUGUGCCGGAGGUGAGGCCGUUUUCGGCUGCCUCAAGAGACGGUUUGUUGCCCGGUGAUGUCAUUUUAGGCGUAGACGACAUUGAGCUUUCACGAACUGGCCCUAGUUUGGUUUCUGAGGUCGUUGACGCAAUUAGGAAUAGCCCAAAAAGGAAGGUGGUGUUCAAAAUCGGGAGGGGAGGCGAGAAUGUGAAGAUCAACAUCACUCCGGAUGAGAAUGUGGAUGGUACCGGGAGGAUUGGAGUUCAGUUGUCGCCUAAUGUGAAGUUGACGAAGGUUAAGCCGAGGGAUCUGUUUGAGGUGUUCCGUUUCUCUGGCCGUGAGUUCUGGGGCCUGUCAUCGAAUGUUCUUGAUAGUUUGAAGCAGACAUUUAUGAAUUUCUCUCAGUCUGCGAGUAAGGUUUCUGGCCCCGUUGCUAUUAUAGCCGUUGGUGCAGAGGUUGCAAAGUCGAACGCUGAUGGACUUUUCCAGUUUGCUGCUAUUUUGAAUCUGAAUCUCGCUGUGAUAAACCUUCUGCCUCUGCCUGCUUUGGAUGGUGGCUCGUUGGCGUUCAUCCUCAUAGAGGCGGCCAGAGGCGGGAGGAAGCUCCCGUUUGAGUUGGAGCAGCGGAUCAUGUCGUCUGGGAUCAUGCUGGUUAUCAUCCUCGGGGUUUUCCUCCUUGUUCGUGAUACGUUAAACCUGGACAUCAUCAAGGAUUUGUUAUGAUGCUUGCUCAGAUUCGAUGAUUUGCAUCAUGCUUCGCUUUCUUGAUCGCGUUGCAGGCGUUUUGGUGUAUGGAGAUGCGAGGGGGUGGCAAAGGAUGCAUACACUGUUGUUUCGUCUAAGACCACACGAUAAGUCCCUUUUUCAUCUGGAUCUCAUUGAGCCCUAGCUAGUGUCUAUUAUUGAUUGUCUAGUGCUCAACACAUUGGGCUAAAUACUUAGAUUCUAUAUAAUGUUUAUAAAUUCGAGAACCAAUUUACAGUUACAAGUUGGAGGUGAACGCGUGAUAUACGUAUUUCUGGCCCGAUCAUUCUGAUAUGAUGAAUUCAUGAUCUUUGUAUAGUUUCUCGAGAUCAUAUGUGUAUCAUUUUUCGUGUUGCUGCCUAAUCUAUUAUCCGUGCUGCUGUAAUAUUCUCGUUCUUGAAAUGCUUAUGAUGUCGAUGUCUUUGUUGCCGGUUGUUAGCUGCUGCAUUGUUGUUGUCGUCGUCGUUGUUGUUGUUAUUGUUCAGAUAAAUCAAUGAGACCUUUGGUUAUGAAAUAGCAUGUUUUUGGGUGAAGUUCA